UAAUGAUGUCCCUGAUACCAGUUGUCAUGACGUUACGGUCCUUAUGGCUGCAUUGAGAUACCACUAAGCUUCUGUCCGCGCUCGGUUUACAGUCGGCAACCUUGUAAUCAACAACCAGCGCCUGGCAUCUUCGCUUCGCCAACUCGACCGGCGGCACACUUGCUCCUGGGCCGGCUGGGCCCUCGCAGACAAUGGAUCCGCCACCGCCGCCUCCGCCUCCGCACGGGGAGAACCCCAGGACGACGGCCGGUGGCUCCGGCCUCCCGCCCGGGAAGUAUGACAUCUUCAUCAUCCCCGAACACUCGGCCGGCUCGGGUUUCCUAUACCUGCCGUCUCUCAAGCCCCAAUGGAACAGCUUCAUCGCCGGGGUCGUCAGUACACUGGCGGUGGUUAUCAUGACAAACCUGGCCACUCCUCUGUUGGUGAGCAUGUUUAGCAGCCCAGACAAAAUGUGGUCAUUCCUGUGGGCAACCCUGGUGGCCUGUGUCGGCGCUGCAGCAUUUCUCCUGGGUCGCCACCAGAGCGAGCCCUCGGCCCAGCAAAGUCACGGAGGCAAUCGCCCCGGGGGCUACGGAAAGCCGGGUGGAGGAUACGGGGGAGCAGGGUCGUCGUGGUAUACCCCGCCCCCUCAAAACGGCCCUCCGCCAAACCAGUCACCACCUCCGCCUCCUCCGCCUCCUCCGCCCCAGCAUGACGCGCCGAGAGGCGGCGGCGGGCCGUACCAAUCCUGGCACGAGCAACCGAGACAGCAACCCCAACCUGAGCCCCAACCUCAACCCCAACCUCAACCCCAACCUCAACCCCAACCUCAACCUCAACCUCAAGCCCAAACCCAGCCUCCGCCCCAACCGAACACUCAGACGCAGCCUGAACCGACACCGGAGGCGAAGCCGCAAGAACCGAAACGGGAGGAGCCCAGCGAAGAGCCCAAGCCGCAACCAAAGCCUCCACCAGAGCCGAAGCAACAGCCUCAACCACCUCCCCCUCAGCCCGCUUCCGCCAAACCUGAGGCCCCAAAAGGCGCUUGGGAAAAAGCGAGGGAGGAGAUGCGUCGAAGAGAGGAGGAGCGAAAAGCGAAGGAGGCAGAGGCUAAGAAGAAGGAGGAAACUGCUCGGCGGUUGCGUGAAUUACGCGAGCGAGAAGCGAGGGAGCGCGAUCUCAAGGAGAAACUCCGGCAGGAGCAGGAGGCUAAAGAAAGGGAACGCUUGGAACGGGAACUACGGGAAAAGGUUGAGAGGGAGCUACGUGAGAAGAUCGAGAGGGAGAACAAGGAGCGUGAGGAGGCCAGACUCAAGGAGGAGCAGCGGAAGCUGGAAGAAGAGCGGGCACGGCAGGAAAAGGAGCGCCAAGCUGCUCGGGAGAGGGAACGAAAGGAGCGCGAAGAGCGCUUGGCCCGGCUUCGCAGGGAGCAGGAGGAGAAGGAGAAGAAGGAGAAGGAACAGAAUGAGCGCAAGAGCACGACCUAUGCGUACUCGUCGGUCGGCGAGAAGACCAGCAUGUGGCCAAACGGCAAACCGCCAAGCGUCGCGCCAUCCCAAGCGGCGUCUACUCCUCCACCAUCGAGACCAUCUCCUGCGCAAGCUCCUCCCCCAUCCCCAACGAAACCGGCCCCUUCGCCAACCCGCUCCGCCCCAUCCCCCACCAAGCCUGCUCCCUCCGCCACUGGGACCGAAGACACCUACUCGUUCCGCCCCUACGACACCCCGAAAAAGCCCACUGCCCGCAAGAAGUCGGUUUCAGACUUAUCCGAAUCUUCCUGGGCCCCCUCGGCCUCCACCGCACGCACCACCCCGCCACCCUCCACCCGCGGACCCUACACGACUAACGACCCCCAAAAGAUCGUCAUCAAGGCCGUUUACGGCUACCUCAACCAGUUCUCCAAGACCCCCGCCUCCCAGCUCGUCUCGGGCGUGGCCCCCGUCACGGAUGGCCUCAUCCUGCGCAUCACCUCGGCGGGUCUCUUCGUCGACGACGACGCGCGCGGCGUCGCCCAGCGCGAGUGGGACAUCAAGGCCUGGACCCUCAAGCUCGUCGAGGUCUGGUGCCCUGUCCACGCCGUCUCCGCCCAGGCCGGAAACACCCCCGGCUCCGUGCCCGUCAACCACCCGUUCUUCAAGACCAUGCCGCAGAGCGCGCGGCGGGCGGCCGAGCGCGGCGCCACCAAGACGAUGCUCGGCGAGGAGGCGGUCCAGUACAUCGAAGAGUUCGGGAGGGUAUGCAACGGGAACUGUCGCCGGGCCGGGGCUGGGUCGGCUGCGGGUGCGGGUGCGGGUGCGGGUGCCGAAAAGGGCAGCGGCCUGCAUCUGCUGCGGGCCACGAUCAGAGAUCAGGAGGGCAAGCGGUUCUUGUUUGUGGUCGGAGAGGAGGAGGCAUGGAAGAUUGCCAACGGCCUGGCCGCGCUCAGGGGAAGCAGCCAGGUCAGGGCGUUGGGCGUCGCCGGGUUCAGUACGAUGGAGUCCAAGACGCUGUUGGAUACCCUCGGAUGGACGGCCUAAGUUUUUGAUGGGCGCCCUUCUCUGGGGAAAAGGGGGGGGGCGCGGGCCGAGCCGCAGUUCGGGGUUGGGCCGAGGUUUUCAAUUGGUCUGGGGGAUGGAUCUCCACCGUAACCUCGGAUUUGGUGGUGGGCAUCGAUGGGGUCGACCCCACCCCUGCCUUGAUUGACAUCGAUCCCGAGGCAGGAGAUCCUGGCUUGUUUGUUGAGAGAAAACAGGGGGGCCACUGGGACGACAUACCACGGAGCCAUCGACAGGUUAGUUAUCUGGCCGGUUUCGCGUUCUUG
Thermothelomyces thermophilus ATCC 42464 is the source of this 2779-nucleotide messenger RNA. RefSeq lists its product as uncharacterized. The transcript has a single exon. The coding region runs from base 450 to 2495 and encodes 681 amino acids. The record is from RefSeq and is a predicted model, not a curated record. Lineage: Eukaryota; Fungi; Ascomycota; Sordariomycetes; Sordariales; Chaetomiaceae.